This is a messenger RNA of Myzus persicae (green peach aphid), 1555 nucleotides long. RefSeq names its product gustatory and odorant receptor 63a (gene Gr63a). Gene Ontology annotation, cellular component: membrane. Lineage: Eukaryota; Metazoa; Arthropoda; Insecta; Hemiptera; Aphididae. The transcript is spliced from 7 exons. Gene Ontology annotation, biological process: sensory perception of taste. The record is from RefSeq and is a predicted model, not a curated record. The coding region runs from base 261 to 1460 and encodes 399 amino acids.
ACGAAAGCGGUACAACUUACGUACCCAACCUAUACAACGCCUCCUCGUAUGAAAAAUACUCUCAGCAGUCAGUGUUGGAGGUUAUCGGUGGCGGUGUUUGACAACCGCGCGGUUAACCCGGUAUAGUCAUGGUACGGUGGUAGAAUAAGACGUUUGUGGUACAAUAAUAGUAAUUCUAGUAACUGUAUAAUAACAUUACAGCUGCAGUACCGCUUAUAUAUUAUAUACCGGUACAUCUGCUUAUAUGUAUCCGGGUUGUUAUGUAUCGUAAAACGAAAGCGGUACAACUCACGGACCUGACCUACAACGCCGUCUGGUAUAAUAACACGCUCGGUUACCGGUGUCGAUGUUCGGAAACCACGGGCGUCUUCCGCAAGAGAACCAUGUCCGCGUCCUCCGCGUACACGCUUGUCUCGGGCGUGGCGUUCGGGUACGCCACGGUCGCGGCUGUCCAGACGCUGUCCCGACUACCGCCGCCCGUCGCCAUGUCCAACUUCAACCGCAUACUUUUGAACUUUGGCUACGUCACGUUGGUCGCACCGUCAGCCGUCGUGCCCGUCAUCAUGUGGUUCGAGACGACCAAGCUCCAGGCGUACCUGCACGAGUGGCGACUGUUCCAAGACAAUUACGACAGAGUGGUCGGCAAUUCGGUUGGUACUGCAACCGUCGAGAAACGGGUGAACAGGAUCUAUCGAUCCAUAAUCGUGACGUUGUCGAUCGCGGGAGUUGCGAUCUCGUAUCUGUCGUCGACCGCGAGCAACGUACUUGUACUCGUCUGCGCGAUAAAAAGCCUAUCGAUCAUGGUCUUCGUCGCGGGAUUUUGGCUGGUCGGUGCAAUUGUGAUCGAGGCGACAAUCGACGGCUACAAGAGAAAAAUACAAACGGACUUGGACGGGAACGUGAUGGAUUUCGGAUUGGCCGCCCGGUCGGUGGAAGACUACCGGCUGCUGUGGCUGCAGAUGAGUCGGCUGGUGCACGGGGCCGGCCACUACAUGUCGGCCACGGUGACGUUUUGCAUAUUUCACACGACCGUGGCCGUCGUCUUGAGCGUGUACGCGCUGGCGGUGUGGGGCGCGACGCUCGUCGCACUGCGCCGGUACGAGCCGCUCGCGUGCGCCGCGGUCGCGCUCGUCUGCAACGCCACGUCGCUGUACGUGUACUGCGAUCGCGGUUACAGCCAGACGAGAAAAUGCGUGGACAGCGUGAUACUACUUAUAUUGAAAAUGAAGUCGUCGGCGAGAUGGACAAAUUCGAAUUACAUUCAGAUAACGAUGUUUUUAAAUGCCGUAAAUCAAUAUCAACCAAACGUGAAUGUGAUCGGUUUCUACGAAAUCAACAGAGGAUUGCUUGGCUCGAUUUUAUCCUUGCUUUUGACAUACUUAAUAGUUCUCGUACAACUGAAUUCUUCGUUUACCACGCCGAGUACUGCAGAGCGGGACUACAAUACAACAACGGCAUGAAUGAAAGGAAGCGGUUAUAAUCAGAAAAAUAUUCAUUGUUAAAUUAAUAUUUUAUUUUUUUAAGAAUUUAAAUUUCCAAUUUCUUAUAAUUAAUG